Rotaria socialis is the source of this 123-nucleotide messenger RNA. Lineage: Eukaryota; Metazoa; Rotifera; Eurotatoria; Philodinida; Philodinidae. The record is from the annotation of a GenBank genome assembly.
CUUAAAGCUCAUGAUCAUUCUCAUCCACAAUCAACUGAAAGCUAUGCUAAAAUUGAUCGUUUAAAAUCAAAAGCGAUUGAAAAUGGUUUCAUAUUUGAUUCAUCUUGGAUAACUCGUUCAUAA